AUUAGUCAGAUAAGGGGAGGAGUCUCUCACUGACAUGAGACUGGCUCUUCUGAGUUUGUCUGCUCCCUAAAAUAGCAGUUCGUGUGUAAAUGUGACUGAAAUUACCUGUAUGUCUAUUGGAGCCUCUGAUAUAGAGUGUCUAUAUACAACGAGGAACUUGGGAGACAAGGACAUUUUUCCCAAGGAGGAAAACGCAGCAGGAAGCUUAACGCAAGUGAGGGAAGCAUUGAAGGGAAAGGAAGAGACAGACAGGAGCUGGAUUUUCCCAUAAAGAGAAUAUCACUGCUUUGAUAGUUGGAUUGUGGUGUGGUCACAAGAAGGACAGAGUAAAACCAAGUAGAGUGUUGUACAAUGUGCUAGGAGUGAAGGAAAGAAGACAAGCUCUGUUGUUUUUCUGAUAUUCUUGAGGUGUCAGAGAGACCAAACAAGACGCAGAGAUGGGCCGGAAGAAGAUACAGAUCACGAGGAUUAUGGAUGAGAGGAACAGGCAGGUUACCUUCACGAAGAGGAAGUUUGGGCUAAUGAAGAAGGCCUAUGAGCUCAGCGUUCUAUGUGACUGUGAGAUAGCCCUGAUCAUAUUCAACAGCUCAAACAAACUCUUUCAGUAUGCGAGCACAGAUAUGGACAAGGUCCUGCUCAAAUACACUGAGUACAACGAGCCCCACGAGAGCAGAACCAACUCCGACAUUGUCGAGAAAUUAAGAAACAAAGGCCAUAAUGACCUGUGUGCCAGUCCUGAUCCAGAUGACUGUUUUGGGCACAGCCCCCUCAUGGACGACCGUUUCGGCAAACUAAGCGAAGAGAGUGAUUUAAUGUACAAGCGCUGUGGUGCGCUAAACAAGAAAGAACACAGAGGCUGUGAUAGCCCGGACCCUGAUGCCUCAUAUGUCCUCACCCCUCACACAGAAGAAAAGUAUAAAAAAAUUAAUGAGGAGUUUGAUAAUAUGAUGAGAAAUCAUAAAAUCCCCACGGCGCUGCCCCAGCAGAACUUCCCCAUGCAUGUGGCAGUGCCAGUCUCCAACCAGAAUACCAUGUCCUACAACCCAGGAGGAUCCAUGAGCAGCCAGGCCCUGGCCCAGGCCGCAGCCUCUCUGAGUGACAGCGGGAUGCUCUCCCCCCCUCAGGCCUCCUUACACAGGAGCGGGGGUCAGCAGAGGCCCCCCACUCAAGGCAAUGCGGGGGCCCUCCAAGUGAAAUAUGGAUUGGCAUUCUUGGAAACACUACCGAGGAGUGGCUUUGUCAACUCCAGGGGCUCUCCGGGACUCCUGGGCACACCCAGCGGGAAUGGCCUGGGGAAAGUUAUGCCCACCAAGUCUCCACCGCCCCCUGGAGUGAACAUGGGGAUGGGAAACCGCAAGCCAGACCUGAGAGUGGUGAUCCCCCCAUCCAGCAAAGGCAUGAUGCCCCUACUGAACACCCAAAGGCUAAGCAGCUCCCAGUCCCAGCCACUGGCCACCCCAGUAGUGUCUGUCACCACCCCCAGCCUGCCCCCUCAAGGCCUGGUCUACUCAGGCAUGCCCACCGCUUACAACACCGAGUACUCCCUGAGCAGUGCAGAGAUCUCCUCCCUACAGGGCUUCGGCUCUCCAGGGCUCUCUCUGGGCUCCAUGUCGGCAUGGCAACAACAUCAACUGGGCCAGGCAGCUCUCAGUUCUUUGGUGGGUGGUGGUCACCUACCUCAGGGCUCCAACCUCUCCAUCAACACCAGCCAAAACAUCAAUAUCAAGUCAGAACCCAUCUCCCCUCCUCGGGAGCGCGUCACCCCCUCUGGCUUCCACCAGCAGCAGCAACAGCAGCGGCAUCAGCAGCAGCAGCAGGCGUCCGGCCGGCAGGACCUGGGCCGCUCGCCAGUGGACAGUCUCAGCUCCUCCUGCAGCUCAUAUGAUGGCAGCGACCGCGAGGACCACCGGCCAGACUUCCACACCUCCUCCAUGGGGCUGGGCAGACCCCCGGCCGGCACCGAGGACAACAGGGCGAGCCCUUCUGUCAAGCGCAUGCGCAUGGACACCUGGGUGACAUAGAGCCACAUGGUCAAGCCUCCAGUCACCAGCUAGUCAGAGGGAGGGAGGGAGGGGGUAGACUUGGGGGAGAGAUGGAUGGGGUAGGAAAGGUCCUUAUAGUUAUCAUUAUAAUAUUAUUAUUUAACUCCAUUUCAUUUUGUAAGAAGGAGAAUGGCAAAUACAAUUAAAGGACAUAUCUAAAUUAAAUACGUCUCACAUGAAUAAGAAGAGCAUUCAAGUAGUUGGACUGAAUUAUGUACACAAACAGAUGUUAUCAGGUACUGGGUGCAAUCAAGAUUAUGUUUGCAGGAGUCCGAUGUUCAAAGAAAAAAAAGCAAAUGAAACAAUCUAGUUUAUUGUAGUCACUGGUCUAGUCUGGCACUUACUUGUAGUUUGCUGUUGUGGUUGCAAGUUGCAAACAAUCAAAGAAAGUCAGAGUGUUGCCUACUGGCUGAGGUUUUGCUUGUGGCAUCCACUGUUAGAGCGCAGGUUUCCAACAUGAUGGUGUAACCGCAUACACCUUUAAUCUCACACAAUGUUGACUCAAUUUGUCUCUUUCUAUUAAGUUAUUACAUCAAAUCGAUGUGAAAUCUCAUUUUAAAACAAAAUCGACCUCAGAGACACUACAACAUAAUUUGAAAGAGGUAGAAAUUCUCUCGUGGGGUUUGAGACAGGAAAAGCUAUCAUGUAUGGGAAGGACAUGGCUCAGAGUCAUGCGAUUAGUUAUAAAAGAGAUGAAAAGUAUAUUGCAAUAAUAACAUAUUCAUUUUAUAAUCUGAUAUGGGAAAUUAAGAUAAUGGGAAAUGGUCCAGUUGAACUGGUAGCAUAGUAAUAGUAAGAAAUAUUCUCAUUGCUCCAACAAUUCAUUGGUAAUGUAAGCCAAAGCUGUACUGUAUGUUUAUUUGUUAUUUUGUAGCUAUGUUUUCCUAGCAAUUCUCUCAAAAACAACUGUUUAUCUUAGUUGUGUUUUUACUGUGCUCUGUUACAACCAAUACGAAGACAUGCAAGCCAGAUCUUGAAUCAAUAUCUAAAGCCAUGAACACUUGAUGUUCUGUUUGUAAAAUUCUAAAUUUGAGCCAAAUGUUUUCCUUUGUUAUGUAAAUAGCAACUUUAAUAUUUAUCACCUUGGUGUUAAGUACGUAUGUAUUGUACCAUCACCAGAUUCAAGAAAAAGGUAUAUUUUUGUGGAUUACUGCCAUGUUUACCCAGCGAGAUCCUUAUUAAGUAGAGUAUUCACUGGUUAAUAUUUACUAUUUUGUUAAUUAUACUGUGCUUUCUUUAAAAUUUUGUUAUUACUGUUUUAAAAUCAGUGGAUUUAUUUCCAGAGUAGUUUUUUGGGUCAUUUUCCCUUUAAUAGUGGUGAAUAUCUGUCCCUAUGAAAUUGUAAUAACAGUGCUGUGAGGUUAAAGUUCCUGUAUACCGUAUGUUGUGAAGGAAAAUCGCAAUGCUAAGGAUAACAUGGUUCCUUCUAUUGUGUUAACUAUUUACCUGCAGCUGCUGGAUACUCUGCCAACUUUCAAACCCAAGGUCCCAUCUCAGCAUUGCAAAACCGCCCAUUGUGAUUGUGCUUAGCUCAAUCGAAAGAUAUGCCAUUUCAUGAACCAUGCCGAUAAACCUAUUUAUGUUUAAUUAAAUUAUCCAUCGAUAGAUCACUCUGGUGAAUUUUUUCACAUUGAGUAAACUAAGUUACAAACGUUGUAAAUAUCAUAGCCUAAAUGUACAUCUCAGUCAUGAUUAUGUAUAAAAUGUAUCCAUUUUAUAAAUUGGCACAGUAAAAUAUCCUUUGUAAAUGCCCCAUCACUAGUAGGAAAUGAAUAAUCCAGAAAUAAUGAUGUCAUAAACAGGGUGUAGUACUGGUGAGGGGAAACAGCCAUUUUCUGUUUCACUGUUGUAUGUUUGCCUGUGUGAGCAUAUCAGACCAUGCAGAGGCAUGUAGGUCAUUGUCUGUUACAGGUGGCCCUGGUUUCGUGAUACCCAAUCCUCACAGUGGCAAAGUGUCAGAGAAUUCAGCAGCUAAAACGUAGUAGAGACAAUGCAACUGAAUUGACUUGAUCUCACACUGCUGGAUUGCACACAUUUGUAUGAGAAUUGUGUUGUACAAAAGGAGUCUCUCUUUAUAUUUGCUAUAUUUUCCCUUGUGUGUUUCUUCUCCAUGCCCACCUCCACCCCUUUCAUUUGAUCCAUAGCAGUUGGCCAUAAGCCAAUAGUGAUCUAUGUAGUUUACAACUCAUACUCUGUCCUGAUGAGACCCCAACAAAAUGUGACUUGAAGGGUCCAGUCUACUAUUAGAUGUUAUUGCAAGUCCCAUAUAGUCACCCUCAGUACUAGAAUGAAGAUUUGCGGAUAUGAUGAAGUAGGAACUAUGUGCUUAGGGCCUACAGGGCCUGAGCAGAUGAAAAUAUGACUGUUAACCUUUAGUGCCACUGUGUGAGGGAGCUUGAUAGGCAGUUGCACAUCAAUUUGAAAUCAUGUAAACAUUUUUGAACACAUUGUUUUCCUCAGUCUUGAUCAAUUCAGAAAUAUUUUAGAGAUGCAUAAGAAACACAACAUAACUUAUUAAUAUCAAAUUUAACACUUCAGGUUACAGAAUAGCAAUAAAACCAUUACACUAUUCUUAAAAGGCAGUAGCAGUCUUUUUUUUAUAACUUCAUCACACAAUUACAUGCACACUUUAGCACUUGGUAGGAUAUCAGGGAAUUUUUCUAGGUUCACUCUUUAUAUGCACGGUUAGAAAAUAGCCUUAUCCCAAAGAAUUACUCAUGUUAUACAUCAAGACAAGCCUCACAAAGCUCCAAACUUGCACCCCUACAGCUAAAGAAGCUGACAUACAUUACAGUACAUAGACUGGAUAAUCACACUCCCCUGAAAUCAGAUUCACACAAGGAAUGUAUUGAGAAUGUAAAGGGAUAGACUUGCUUUUUUGGUCUAUGUGCUGUGUAAAAAUAUGCACAACUAUUGAAUGUGAAAGAACAGGAUUUAAGGAGACAACAGAACUUUGUUUGAAGUACUUUCUUCACUUUGCUUUGCGAGAGUAAGCCUACAAUGCUUUGCUUUAAGGCUUUUACAAAACAGAACUAUGUGUUUGGUAAUUGUUGUAGUUAAUAGUUCACUUAAAGAAGCUGUUUGCGGUUUGGAUGCUCAAACCGUUUGGCGGCACAAGCUGGACUUUGUUGCCAUGAAUGAAACAAACUGUUUCAAAAUCAAGAGAGAAUUUUAAGUUCAUCUGCAUUUUAUUUCCCUUGAAUGUGUUGUUUUAUCUUCAUUAUACAAUAAAUAUUCUAGUGAA
Molecule: messenger RNA, 5286 nt
Organism: Oncorhynchus keta (chum salmon)
Lineage: Eukaryota; Metazoa; Chordata; Actinopteri; Salmoniformes; Salmonidae
Product: myocyte-specific enhancer factor 2A-like
Exons: 12
Coding region: 438-2021 (527 amino acids)
Biological process (GO): cell differentiation; positive regulation of transcription by RNA polymerase II; heart development
Molecular function (GO): RNA polymerase II cis-regulatory region sequence-specific DNA binding; protein dimerization activity; histone deacetylase binding
Source: RefSeq, a predicted model, not a curated record